AUGUCUUCCCAAGACGAUUUGGAUCUUCUGGCUGCCCUUUUGACGAAUCUCCGCAACACGAAAGCAACAUUUGGCGAAGACAGCAACCAGUACCAGGAGAUGAAGGCCAUGGUCGAUGAGCACAUCUCGGCGUCGGCAGUGACGUUAGAAUCCAAGGAUUCCAAACCCUCGAAUGCGCCUCCCCAGCAGGAGCAGGCGCAACCGCAGCACUUCUUCAAUCUGGCUUUCCGUCCUCGCAUGGGUUGA
Messenger RNA from Aplosporella prunicola CBS 121167, 246 nucleotides. RefSeq lists its product as uncharacterized. Bases 1 to 246 code for a protein of 81 amino acids. NCBI's taxonomy places the organism in Eukaryota, Fungi, Ascomycota, Dothideomycetes, Botryosphaeriales, Aplosporellaceae. The record is from RefSeq and is a predicted model, not a curated record. The transcript has 2 exons.